This is a messenger RNA of Haliotis rubra (blacklip abalone), 2729 nucleotides long. RefSeq lists its product as uncharacterized. Gene Ontology annotation, biological process: protein phosphorylation. The transcript is spliced from 2 exons. The coding region runs from base 157 to 1170 and encodes 337 amino acids. NCBI's taxonomy places the organism in Eukaryota, Metazoa, Mollusca, Gastropoda, Lepetellida, Haliotidae. The record is from RefSeq and is a predicted model, not a curated record. Gene Ontology annotation, molecular function: protein serine/threonine kinase activity; ATP binding.
AAGAGGAAAACCCAGUUACGUGGAGCUGUGUAUAUUAGCCAGCCUUGUUCCUUGUCCGCACUCACUCGUGGCCUGCGAUGGUAUAAACACUCGGCCAGCUACCACUGUUAGUAGCUGCACUCGCUACUUCUCUGAGCUAUUGUCGGAUGUAUAAGAAUGUCGUCCCUCGUUGAAAAUCGUGCCGCUUUGGGACGCAAAAACAGCUGCAAGGCUCUUCAUUUCCGAGACUGUUCAUGGCGAAAGUCUGAUCGAUGGAAGCUAUACAAGGGCUAUACAGGUGGCGUCAAUGGCGAGAUGACAACGUUAUGUAUUAAAGUAUACAGGGACGGUUACUUCGAUGAAGCGUACUGUGAUGACAUCAUUGAAAUGUAUCAGAGCAUCCAGAAGUUGGCAGAGAAGUUCAACCAGCUGCAAGGAAGAGAUGCACUGAAAAUAAGAGUCAUUGUUCCCCAGAAAGCUGUCAUUGAUAAAACUGCUGCCUUCCAUAAUCUGAAAGGGAGAAGGAGACUGCUGAGCAGAGAUGAAUGGGUUCUGGUGUAUGAGAAGAUAGACAGGAUGAAGGCAUUUGUAUCUAAGGAAGGUGAAAGCCGUUGCGCUGAUGGCAUAAUGGACGCAUUCGUUCAUUUCACGUUUCAAGAAACGAAUGGGGAACUCAUCGUGAGCAAGCUACGUGGAUCGAAAUCGAAAGAGGGAUGUGUGCUGUCUUGCCCACGCGUUCAUUACGAGGAGGACGUUAUUAGGAAGGUUCUUUCCAACCACACAUGUAACGACAUUUGCAGAAACUACAGAACGCUGCCAGUCCCAACAGUAACUGAUUGUGUUGAUACUCCUUUGAUGCCAUCAGCACCUCCUCUUUGUGUAGACUCCGACAGUGAAGAUGACGUGUUCCAGCCACCUUGUUCCCCGAGUGAGGAGGACCUCCAGUUCAAGUUGCACCUGGACAAUAUGAACCAGUACCGUGCUGUUCCAUAUGACACUCGAAACCCUCUCUUCUAUGAUCACAAUGGUCAUGGCAUUUCACUGCCACCUCCGUACUCAUCCACUUGUCCUGAUGGACACAAAGUGUCCAUAUCUGGCCCUUGCUGUGAUUUCAGGGUCAAGCAGGAUUUUACGAACAAUAACAUGUUGGUUCUGCAGAUAGAGCAGCCUUACAGCAGUCGUGUAAUAUGAACUCUGAUUUUCUUUGCUGAAUUGUUUCAUUCCUGGCUCGAGUGGGUAAAAUAUGAGAUUGUUCCAUCGGUUUGCAUUCGUAUUUACAGAACAAUAUUUACAACUCAUCAUUUUUCAACCUCCUGCAGAUGAUACCUCCAGGGAAGGUAUUAAGGAACAUAGGCUCAUGCAAGGUGGACAAUUUCAACUGACAUUUUUUGCAUUGUAUAUCAAUAUUCGCUCCACCAUGUGGAAUGGGUGAUGGUUGAACACAUGUUAGAUGACACUGAGAGAAAGAACACUGUGAUGCUUAUUUGAAGUGAGUGGUUGUGGUGAUCUGUGAAGCUGUUUUGGUAAAUGCUGACAACAAUAUGACGAACAACACCGUUGAAUAUUGUUUCAUAUUUAUGUUCUGUGUAUAUUGUUGGAGCUCAUAUGAGAAAACACUGCUCUUUUACGUCUGGAUAUAUCAUGCUCUUAUAACGCAACGUGAGAAUGUGAGGAUGCGAUUAUGUCUGUGUCAUAUUCCUUACACAUGGAGAAUGUCCGUUCUGAGAUCUGUUGUAUGUGAGAAUGUGAGGAUGUGAUAAUUUUUAUUUUUCACUUCCAAAACAUAGAGAAUUUCCGUUCUGAUAUCUGAUAUGAUACUCUAAAUGUAUUGUUGCUCUUUUGAACCAGAUUGUUACACCAAAUGUAAUAAUUAUUUUUCAAAUUUAAAACAGAUUUAUUAGUAGCCAUCUCAUCUCAUAUAGAUUUUAAUCACGUAGAACGGGGUUACAGCGUUAUGUAUCAGGGGAAAUAAACAACAGGAGUCACAAAAUCAAAACAAAGAAUAGGAGCAAAUAAUCAAAGUGAUAUUUUAUAAGACACGUGCACUUUACAUGUAUGUUAAGAGCACAUGCGAUGCCCAAGAUGCUCUAAAUGUCCUGACGCACUGAAGAUACGGAACAGAAACAUGUAAAAUGUUGAAGAAUACACUCCUUAUUUAACACAUAAGGAAUAGGAAAAUGGGAAAUCUUGAAGAAUGCACUCCUUAUUUAACAGAUAAGGAAUAGGAAAAUGGGAAAUCUUGAAGAAUACAAUUACUAAAAUGCACUUAGUGGGUGACGCAUGACACGGAAGACAGGGCAUGGGCCUAAGUAACCGGUUACCGAGACAAUAAUCGGAAUUUGGCAUUUUCACUUUGAACCACUGAAGUUUCCUGUUGUAAAACAUGUACAUUUGAAGCCCAUUUCUGAGCGGAAAUGAAAACUUGACAUGAAUCUCCUUGUCACUUUUUGUGAUUUAUUAGGUCUCCGAAAUGUUUUAUAGAUUUGUUAUUCUUAAAGUAAAGCUGUGAUAAGGCGUUGUGAGCUGUGAAGUGGUUGAAAGCGCUAGGUAAUUGAUCAUUCUUGUGCUGGUAUACAAAAUCCGAUAUUCUUCCAUAGACAUCGGUAAUAAAUCAAACUAGAAUGAAAGAUAUUAUUUGGAUGUAUGUGGAGACAUAUAUGAUGCUUUGUUUUGCGGUUUUGUUUUGUACAAACUAUGUUAUGAAUAUACAUUUUUUUGAACUGUGUUGUCAAUAAAUACAAUAAAAUUCA